AUGGAAACUGUAGAUCGGUUACUGGAAUCCUUGAGAAUUUCCCAAGAAAAUGGCCAUAAAGAAGAGGAAGAGAAAUCCUGCAUUGAUUUAGGUAACAUUUAUCUUGAUUUAAAACAACAUGAGAAAGCUGUGGAGUUUUAUGAAAAAGCCUUUUCGAUCUGCAACGAAACGGGACACAAAGAUGGAGAAAGACUUGUUUGCAGUAAGAUUGGAAUUGUCUACGCUGCUCUUGAAAAGCAUGAGAAAUCUCGUGAGUACUUAGAAAAAGCCCUUACAAUCUGUAAGGAAUCUGGACAUGAGAAAGAAGAAUGCGAGCUUCAUAGUAAUCUUGGUGACGUGUACUAUGCCCUCGGUUUGCAUGAAAAAUCAAUUGAGCACCUUGAAAAUGCUCUUGCGAUAAGUAAAAAAACUGGUAGCACUAAAUUGGAAGCCAAAUUGUACAAAAAGCUGGGUAACACGCAUUUCGCUAGUAGUCAGUAUGAAGAGUCCAUCUCCCAUUUCCAGAAAAGUCUGGAAAUUCGACAAGCACUCAAAGACAGAGGUGGAGAGGGGCGCCUUUACAAUCUUCUAGGUUACGUUCAUUGUGCCCUUAGCCAGUAUGAGAAAUCUAUGGAAUACUUUGAGAAAGCUCUCGUGAUCAAUGAGGAGGUCGAGGAUAAGAGAAGAAAUGGAAACAUUCACAUCAACCUUGGAGAUGUCUAUCAUGCUCUUGGCCAAUAUAAAAAGUCAGUCGAGUAUUUACGAAAAGGUCUUCAAUUGAGCAAGGAGGCCCAAAGCAAACAAGGAGAAGGAAAGGCUUACAGCAGUCUCGGAAAAGUGUAUCACGUCCUUGGUGAAUACGAUAAAGUGAUUGAGUGCUCAACAAAAAGCCUUGAGAUUAGUUUAGAAGUGGGAAACAGAUAUGUAGAAUGUGCAUCCCUCAGUAAUAUGGCUGGAGUAUAUCAUGUUCGAGCCCAAUACGAUAAAUGUCUCGAAUACUAUAAGAGGGCCUUAGAGAUCUAUCAAUCUCUUGGAGAUAAACACGGGCAAGGGACGAUUAACACUAAUCUUGGCACUCUGUAUUACUCUUUAAGCAAGUAUGAGCUAUCCGUCACAUACUACGAAACGGCAAUUAAGAUCAGCAAAGACAUAAGAGACAGACAAGGAGAAGCGCGAGCCUACCUUAACCUCGGCGGAGUACAGGAGGCUAUUGCCAAUUAUCCAGAAUCUCUAAAAUCAUUACAGAGAUCUCUCGAAAUCAGUCAAGAUAUCGGGGACCAACAAGUCGAAGGGGCGGCUUACAGCACCAUGGGUGGUGUAUAUAAUUCUCUGGGUCAGUUACUAGAGUCGAUCGAAUGUCAAGAGAAAGCCGUGAAAAUCUAUGAAGCGAUUGGAGAAAAGGAAGGACUGGGAGAGUCGUAUAACAAGCUUGGUAGCGUGUACAGUGACCGUGGUCGGUUCCAGAAGGCACUGGAAUGCUACGAGAAAGGCCUUGAGAUAAGGAAAGCUAUUGGAAACAAGCAAGGAGAGGCUGCAUCGUACAACAAUUUUGGCAGUGUCUACUACGAACUUCGACAGCUGGAGAAGGCAAUCGAGAGUCACGAGAAGGCAUCGCUAAUUAGAAGAGAGAUUCGAGACAAACGAGGGGAAGGUGUAUCUUGCAACAACCUGGGCACUGUAUACAACGAUUUAGGCCAAUAUGAGAAGGCGAUUGCUUAUUUCAGUAAAAGUCAAGAAAUAAGUUUAGAAAUUGGAGAUAGGCCAACGGAAAGAGUUUCUUACAAUAACAUGGGCAACUCGUAUCUAGCAAAGGGCCAAUAUGAUGAGUCAAUGGAUUGUCAAAAGAAAGCACUCGACAUCAGCAUCGCCAUUGGUGAUAAACCUGGAGAAGCUGCGUCCUACAGUAAUCUGAGCUCUGUGUGCUAUGCUCUUCGAAAACACGACAAGGCGGCCGAGUAUCAAGAAAAAGCAUUAGCAAUAAGAGAGGCCAUUGGUGAUAAACGUGGAGAGGCUAAUUCCUGCAUCAAUCUCGGCAAUCUUUAUGUCGCUCUCGGCCAAUAUGAAAUAAGCAUCAAGUAUUUUCUAAAAGCCAUAGAAGCCAGCGAAGCAACAAAUCAAAAGCAACAGCAAGGAAUAUUGUACAGCAGUCUAGGUCGUGCAUAUGACGCACUUGGGCAGAAAGAACAGUUCAAAGAAUGCCUCAUGAAAGCCAUUGAAAUCAGUAAGGAGAUUGGAGACACAGAAAGAGAAAGCAUGUCCUACAACAUCUUGGGAACCAAGUGCUAUGCCCUGCACCAGUACGGCGAAGCCCUCAGCUAUUUUGAGCAGAGUCUCAGGGUAAUGAAAGUUCUCGAUAAUAAAGAAAGGGAAAAAACAACAUAUCACAACUUGGCUACCGUGCACGAGGCUCUUGGCCAGAUUCCAGACGCCAUUCAGUAUCACGAAAAGGAACUCAACAUUAUCAAAACACACUUUGGCAAGAAGUUGGAAGAGGCGUCAUGUAGCAAACUCAGCAGUCUUUAUAAGGCCCUUGGUCAGUACGAGAUGUCGAUUAGUUACGGGGAGAAAGCCCUGGAAAUCAGUAAAGUUCUCGGCGACAAACUAAGAAUUGGGAAAGCGUAUGAGUUACUUGGAACUGCCCAUCAUUCUAUCCGUCAAUACGAAAAAUCCAUCGAGUACAGGAAAAAGGCAAUUGAGGUUAGUCAAACUAUAAGUGCUAGAAAGGCAGAGGCAAGAUCUCACAGCCAACUUGGGAAUGUUUAUUACGACCUUGGAUUCUUCAAAAAAGCAAUUGAAAGUCAUAAAAAGAGUCUUGAAAUCCGAAAGGAAAUAAAGGACAGACAUGGAGAAGCAACCUCACACAACAACUUAGGGACUGCAUACUGUGCACUUAAUCAGCUUCAGGAAGCCAUUGAAUCUUGCCAAUUAAGCCUUCAAAUCAGCGAAGAAAUCGGGGAUAAAGUUGGAGAAAUAACAGCUUGCAACAACCUUGGUAGUGUGUACAAUCUUCUUUACCAUCAUCAUGACAAAAUGAUUAAAUAUCAGGAAAGGGCACUCGCAGUCAGCAAAUCCAUAAAGGACAAACAAGGUGAGGGAACGUCCUACAGCAACCUUGCCAUUGCGUACCAUGCCAUUGGUGAACUUGAGAAGUCAGUCGAGUACGAAGUGAAAGCAUUGGCGAUCAACGAUGAGAUUGGUGAUAAACUACGCUCAAGCAUUUCCUACAACAACCUUGGCAGAAUCUAUUACAUUUUUGGAAAGGACAAGGAAUCAAUCGAUUGUUUCAAAAAAGGGCUCGACAUCAAGAGAGAAUUAAACGACAGAGAAGGACAACGAUGUUGUCAUAGCAGCCUUAGCCUCUUGCUCAGUAACCUCGGCGAGUAUGAAAAGGCAAUUGAACAUCAGCAAGAAGCUCUUAAGAUCUGCGUGGCAACUGGUAAUAGAGAAGGGGAAAUACUAUCUAAUGAAUCCCUCAGCACUAUAUAUUACUUGUUUGGCCAGUUCGACCAAUCAGUCCUAUACCAGGAAAAAGUGCAGGAGUUGAGCAAAGCGGCCGGAGAUCGAAAGAAAGAAGGAACAGCUUUCAGCAAUUUAGGAACCAUCUACCAUGCUCAGAAGAAAUUGGGGGAAGCGGCUGAGUAUCAAGAAAUUUCCCUAGCCAUCUUCGAGGAAAUUGGCGAUAAAGACGGAGUAACCUUAUCGUGCAACAAUCUUGGUGGCAUUUACUGUGAUCUUGGUCAACAUCAGAAGUCCAUACUGUAUCACCAAAGAGCUUUAGAGCUCUGUAAAGACAUCAGCGCCAGUAAAGGACAACUGCGGUGCUACAAAAACCUUGGUACAGCAUACAAUCUUACGGGCGAAAGGGAAAAGGCCGUUGGGUAUUACACGAAAGGUCUGGAGUUAAGCAGUAAAAUGGGGGACAAGAAAGAACAAAGGACACUCUACCAGAAGCUAUACACCUUAUCUGAUGCACUGGGUAGAAAGGAUGAAGCUGAUAAGUACCAACAGAAAGCAGAACAAAUCAAGGAGGAGUUUGGAGAAAGACCAGAAGAAAGUGAAUCUGAAGAAAUUAUCGCACAGUGUGUGUAUUAUGUUUUCGACCUUUAUGAAAAGUCCAUUGAAAAUCAAGAGAAGUGUGGAAUGAUUAUUGCCCACAGAUACGAGGACCAUAGUCCUGAAAUUGAAACGAAGGCGUCAAUUAGGCAACACGAAAGAGAAAUGGAGAUUGGGAUAGCAACCGGCGACAAACCAGGAGAGGAAAGUGCUUAUAAUUCCCUCGCAGGCACUUACCUGAAUCUUGGACAAUAUGUUAAGUCCAUUGUGUAUUUUGAAAAAGCACUGAAGCUAAGCAAAGCAACUGGGAGAAGAGGGGCCGAGGCAAAGAUUUAUAAUGGCCUUGGAGUUGUGUACCAAACCCUUUGUCAGCAUGAGAGGGCAAAAACAUAUCACGAAGAAGCGUUGAAAAUCCAGAACGAAAUUCAAGACAAGAGUGGAGAAGAUUCAUCUUACACAAACCUAGCAGGUAUAUACCGUGACCUUGGUCAGUACAAAGAAGCCACAGAAUAUCAAAAAAAGUCGCUCAGCAUCUGUAUCCAAAGCCACGACAGAGAAGGGGAGGCCUCAUCAUACAAUAACCUCGGUAGUAUAGCCAAUGCCCGUGGCCAACAUGACGUCUCCUUGGAUUACCACAAGAAAGCUCUUAAAAUCAGGACAGAGAUUAAAGAUAAAAAAGGGGAGGGAAUCACCUAUGUCAACCUUGGAAACGUUUACUUCGCACUUGGGCAGUAUGAGGAAUCUAUCAGAUACCUAGAGAUGGGACUUCAAAUCAUUAAAGAAACUGGGCUUAAGGACAAAGAACACUUAAUCCUUUACAGUCUAGGAGUCAGUCAUUUUCAUCAGGAUAGCUUCACGAAAGCAUCAGACUACUUCCUUGAAAGCAUAAAAGGCCACGAAAGCAUCAGAGAAUUUCUCAAAGAUGAAUACAAGCUCUCAUUAGACGAGCAGCGAAUUUCGUUUUAUAAAGGACUUCCCUUGUUAUUACUCAACCUUGGAAAAAAGGGGGAUGCCCUUUGUGCAGCAGAAAAAGGACGAGCUCGUGCACUUGUUGAUCUGAUGUCAGUCAAUUUUGGCAUACAAGAAGUCGAGAACACAAGUGAAUUUACUUUGAGUUCGAUUUCAAGGCUCGUGGAGAGCCAGCAAGUUAAUUUCCUCUUCAUGAGUGUCAUAACCAGACACGUCUAUCUCUGGGUCAUAGACAAGGACGGGAAGAUAAGCGUCAAUGCCAGUAUGAAAGAACCAGAGCUUGAUACUCCCUCUUUAGAUGAUUUGGUACCAAUUCCUUUGAAAGGAGGGGUGGUUGAUGCCCCCGCUUUGAAAGAUUUGGUGUCAAAGACAUUAACAUUCUUACCUGCAGACGACGAAGAAGAAUACGAAGAUCGGUCUUUUGCCGCAUUCUAUGAAGAGGAAUCAUCGACGACAGAGGAGGAACAAAGCGAUGAGGGCGACCAGUAUUACCUUCGUGGUAAAGGGGAAGAAGAAAGAGAUAUUAACUUAAUGAAACUGUACGACCUGUUAAUUGGGCCUAUCCUCAAAUUUAUCAAUGGUCCAGAGAUUGUCAUCAUCCCUGAGGGAAAUAUGUUUUUGAUCCCCUUUGCAGCCUUGAAAGAUUCCGAUGGAAAGUGCUUGUCAGAAACUAAGCGCAUUCGGCUUAUUCCUUCUCUGACAUCCCUUCUGGUCAUUCAAGACUCACCUAAAGAAUACCAUGCCCAAACUGGAACGUUGAUCGUGGCUGAUCCAGUUGUUCAAGGUGUAGAGUUUGAAGGAAAGGUUGGAAAUUUAAAACCUCUUCCGAAUGCCAGAACAGAAGCUGAUAUGAUAUCCCGUUACGUGACGGCACCAAUAUUAAAGCUUAUUGGAGAGCAAGCUACUAAAGAGGAGGUCUUAAAAAGGAUCCAGGAUGUAAGUUUGGUGCACAUCGCCGCUCAUGGAGACGCAGAAAGAGGAGAAAUUGCUCUGACGCCAAAUAAGCGCACAGAUGAGAUUGCCAGAAUGGAAGACUACUUGCUAACGAUGGAGGAUAUAGCAAAAGUGGGAAUAAGGGCCAAACUAGUGGUAUUGAGUUGCUGCAAUACUGGACGUGGCAAGGUCCUGACAGCAGAGGGAGUUGUCGGGAUAUCACGAGCCUUUCUUGGAUCCGGUGCCAGAUCGGUUCUGAUGACCCUGUGGCCUGUGGACGACGCCGCCACUAAGGCAUUUAUGAAUGUGUUCUAUAGAAGUUUGAUGAGGGACAAUAAAAGUGCAAGCGAGGCACUUCAUUUGUCUGCAGAGAAGUUGAGAAAAUCGAGCCUCUACAACCACUUUAGACAUUGGGCUGCAUUUGCACUCCUUGGUGAUGAUGUCAAGUUUGACUGACGGAGGGAACUCUUGUAAGUAAUUACUGAAUAACCAAUAAAGUGAGCUAAUGUGGCAGAGACUGAAUCAAACUAAAUCAGAUUAAGUCAAUUUGAGUAGUCUAAUAUUCAUAGAAAUCUUAUGAAAAUAUACGACACAUGCUCUAACCUUUUAUUCACCACUGAAUAUAAUGACGAUCUUGUAUUUAUUCCACUUUUUACACAGAUGCUUCCUCUCCUGACACAGAGGAGCCGUCUGACAGACCGAUGAAACUUGAGAAGAACUGAUUCAAAUCUUAGGACAUUUCGAAUUCUUGACUUUCCUAAAAAAAAGGAUAGUUUCUUGGAUCAGGAGACAAUAGGUAGUCAUAAUUCAAGUAGUAAAUAAGCAAAUUAACCCUUGACCCCUAAGAAUAAGACGCAUCUUAUUUCUCCUUACAAUAUCACCCCUAAAUCACACUUAUAGUUCAUGAGAAUAAAGGAAAUGAUCAUCAACUAAAGCUCUUGCUUGUUAGAAAAAUUCUCCUCGUCGGCACCUUAGGAAAUAUAUGAAAACAGUAUGGAGAAUAUGGCUGCUGAUGUUAGGGUGUAUAAGGUUGACUUAUCUCAUCUUACAUGAUACUUGAAGCAUUAAAAUAAAAAGUAUUUAAGUAAAAAAUCAACAUUUUGAUACAGGAACUCAGUCCGCACGUAAAAUUGAGAUUAUAUAUGUAGUUACUGGUGUAAUCAAAAGGAGGCUGCUUCAUUUGGAGAAAAUUUAAAAUGUUAACAUAAGCGCGGAAACUUUUAAGAUGUUAUUCCUUUGACGACCAAUUUAACACCUGUCUCGUGUUUUGAGAAGGACAAUCUCAAAGAUGUUAUUAUGAAAUGGAACUACUGCUACAGUUCAUUCUCAAAUAAAUACAAACUCGUUGAGCUACUUCUAAGCUUGAGUAAAGUAUUUGGUCUAAUCUAUUGAAAUGUUAUCAAAAUACGUGUUUAGUCAAGAAAUAUAAAGCAAUGGUCAGCCUUCUGCAGAUGCAAGUAUAACAAAGAAACAAAAAUUUUGCGCAUUUUCCUCGGUAAGUUGUAUCGUAAACACAAAGUUGCGCUGAAGUAUUCUUUUCGACCUGUGCGAGGAGAAAAAAUUCAAUAAAGCGUGAUUUGUUUUGAUUACCCGCUAUAACUGAUUAAAAUUUUGGAAAAUCCAAUUUAGAGGUUGUUUUGUUGAACUAUCAGUAUUGUUUCGGUUCAUCAGCUUGUACCUGUUGCGAGAAGCCGUUACCAAUCGAUUUCAGAUCACAACUUAGAUAGCGUUCAAACUGUUACCUGUUAAAGUGUUUUAUAUGGUUGUUGCACAUCGGUGGUGUUAUGUAAGCAAUUAACCUUGUUGAAAUGUAUUGGAUAAUUCAUUAAAAGUUAGACUUUGAUAACGUAACCUAAUUCUUUUGAGUUGUCGUUUAGGCUUAAAUGUAACUCAGUGUAAGUUGAUGAUUAAAAUCUAGAGAGAGCUC
Messenger RNA from Pocillopora meandrina, 7861 nucleotides. Lineage: Eukaryota; Metazoa; Cnidaria; Anthozoa; Scleractinia; Pocilloporidae. The record is from the annotation of a GenBank genome assembly.